UCGUUAUCUGUAUUUCGAUUUUCUUUGUCAAUAGCGGAAGAUAAACUAUUUGAAGGCAGUCACAUAUGAAAGUCGUGGUUUGUAACAAACAGCUGUAGCUUGACGAUUUAAGGCUAGUGUUACAUUAAGAAAGGGAGGUUGAAUUGUUUACACUCAGCAACCGUGCUGAUGUUAUUUUGGUGAAAAGGAGAACUACUUUUGGCUCGACAUGGAUGUCAUAAAGAUUUAUUUCAACAUCGUCUUAUUGGUGAUUGUGCAAGUGACUGCGGUAAUCGGUGGCGAAUGCUGUCUGUCCUAUGUUGCACUUGAUGGUUUUUAUUCCGGAUCCUUUUGGUGCCCGAACGUUUGCUGUUACCAAAAACGACAAAAGCCUUUGAGAAAUUCCGCGCAUGCGCUGAUUGAUUUCCGGUCACGUGAGUGUUGUGACGACCCUGACCUUCAAGUGUAUUCGUACGAAAGAGAUACGUCCUGCACAGACUGGUUUUUUCAAGAAUGGUACUAUUAUCUGAAGACCGGGCUUAAGAUGGCCAUUAUCUGCCUCGCGGCUUUUGUGGUCACAUACGUUCUAUAUCAGAUGAUAAUCCCAAAACGGUCUAGUACCGUCUUGAAACGUGAGAAGACAAGAAAAAUGCAUUUUCACCACCUAUCACAGGAUUUGUUCGAAGUACGACAGCCGUUUCAGGUACCAAAGUGGCAUUUACCGCAAACAAGAUAUGAAUACAUGCAACCUGUUGGUGUUGUAUGAGCAGAGGGUGUUUGGUAGAGGAUUGCAGUCGAAACACGCCGUGUCGUCGAAUAACCCAGCACUCCAUUACACUCGGUUGCGCUUCUGUAUUGUUGCCGGAAUGCGAAUCAUCAUGAUGACAGUGAUUACUGUACUGUAAGGGAAAUAACACUGCGUAGAGUUUAGCUACAAUGAAACGCCGAUGUUCCAACGGCUGACAAGUGCUUUUUCGUUAGUAUUUUAAAGGCUAACGCAAACAUUUGGAAAAAGUACUGGAGGUUAAGGAAAACAAUGAGACUAGACGAAUGUAAAUCUCAACCUCUGUUAUGGGGCGGGAUUGAGGUGAUGAAUAUGAAUGAAUACAAGAUGAGGGUGAGCCAUUUCAAGCUUUGGGAUGAAAUUGUCCUAAAUACUCCAUUUGUGAUGGUUACAGUGAUAUUUUGUUCCCCAUUUAUGAAACAGAUCGACAUGCCAACUUUCAAUCCCCAUGGACAAGAACUUUGACGGUUGGGGCAUACCGAUCCAACGUUUUUUUUCAAUGUCAAAAGUUUUCCAAAAUCCUUAUUAAUUAGUCACUAUUUAAUAGUGACUAAUUAAUAAGGAUUUUGGAUAAUAUCCAAUUAUAUCUACUAACCAAUGAAGUUUCAAUAAGUCAAUUGGCCAAAAUUUGUGAAAAACUUAUCAAAUUUAUAACAAUUGGCUGCAAAAGUUUUACCAAUGACAAUAUUCAGAUAACAGAACCUAAUAUUAAUAAAUUUGGAAGAAGAAUAGAUGUCUUCCAUAUGAACAAUUCAUACUAUAUCAUGUAUCACAAACGUUUAAAAAUAAUGCUUUUGUCCUAAUUUGGCGAAUAA
Mya arenaria is the source of this 1578-nucleotide messenger RNA. RefSeq lists its product as uncharacterized. The record is from RefSeq and is a predicted model, not a curated record. The coding region runs from base 209 to 745 and encodes 178 amino acids. The transcript has 5 exons. NCBI's taxonomy places the organism in Eukaryota, Metazoa, Mollusca, Bivalvia, Myida, Myidae.